Molecule: messenger RNA, 2868 nt
Organism: Glarea lozoyensis ATCC 20868
Lineage: Eukaryota; Fungi; Ascomycota; Leotiomycetes; Helotiales; Helotiaceae
Product: Protein kinase-like (PK-like)
Exons: 3
Coding region: 1-2868 (955 amino acids)
Biological process (GO): protein phosphorylation
Molecular function (GO): ATP binding; protein kinase activity
Source: RefSeq, a predicted model, not a curated record
AUGUUCAGCUCAGCCCUGAAAUCGUUUUCGUCCAACAUAAACUCGAAUUAUACAAUCUCCUCUACGCCCAGUUCAACUUCUGGGCCAUGGAAAAUAUAUGAUGGGAAAAAGAAGUCAACAGCUAAAGCGGUGUCGAUAUUCGUCCUCGAUCGCAAAUCUUUGGACUCGAAUGCAGGCUCUCUAGGUCGUUCGAGCGCUUCUUCAAUAAAGAAAGCAACAGAAGAGGUGGUAGAAAGAUUGAAGAAGGAGGCAUCUUCUCUGGCUAGACUGCGACAUCCCAACAUUCUCGAGCUUGUGGAACCUGUGGAGGAUACAAGAAAUGGAGGUUUACAGUUUGCUACGGAGAUUGUGACGGCGUCUUUGUCAGGCUUGUUGCAAGAAAAAGACGACCAAGAGAGAGCUGGAGGCGUUGGGGGUCGAUCGAGUCGAUAUGUCACAGAAGAUUCUGAAGGCGGCAGGAGGCGGCGUGAGCUGGAGAUUGAUGAGCUGGAAAUACAAAAGGGCUUAUUGCAAGUCAGCAAAGCUCUGGAAUUUUUGCACGAUAAUGCAGGUUUGGUUCAUGGUAACUUGACGCCUGAUGCCAUCUUCAUUAACGCCAAGUCGGAUUGGAAAAUCAGUGGAUUGGCAUUCUCAAGUCCGCCCGACAACUCCACGAAAGCUUCCUCAGUACAGCCAAUUAACCUCUCCGAGGUAUUGAAUAUUGAUCCAAGGAUACCUCGUUCAGUACAGAUGAACCUUGACUACUGUUCCCCAGACUUUGUAUUAGAUUCAAACUUGAAUAUUGGAGCAGAUAUGUUUUCGAUGGGAUUGUUGAUCAUUGCCCUGUAUAACUCACCACAUACGUCCCCUUUACAGACUAACUCUAGCAUAUCGACGUAUAAACGCAUAUUUUCUGCCCAAUCGACCAUACCAUCGGCCAACAACAGCUUUCUUUCCUCUCGUCCCAUACCAAGAGACUUGACUGCUAGCGUAUUACCGCGAUUGAUAACAAGACGUCCAGCUCAGCGAAUGACAGCAAAGGAAUUUCAACAGAGUGAUUAUUUCGACAACAUUCUGAUGUCCACAAUUCGAUUCUUAGAUGCCCUGCCAGCAAAGACCCCGACCGAAAAGGCUCAAUUUAUGCGAGGGCUUGCUCGGGUCCUACCAUCGUUUCCAAAGUCCGUUCUCGACAAGAAAUUACUUCCUGCUUUAUUGGAAGAGAUGAAGGAUCGUGAAUUACUGUCCUUGAUCUUGCAAAACAUAUUCAAGAUAAUCGACUUAUUACCAUCUGGACGGCGGCCAUUUACAGAAAAGAUAAUGCCCAGAUUGAAAGAAAUCUUCGUGGCCCCGGUGAACGCCAAAGGACCAGCACCAGAGCGUGAUCCUGCCAAGGAAGCUGGUCUGAUGGUGCUUUUGGACCACAUCAAGGAAAUUUCAAAUAACUGCUCCGGAAAGGAGUUUAAGGAUAACAUUCUUCCUAUCAUACAUCUUGCUAUUGAAUCUCCAACUCAUACAAUCGUUGAUUCCGCGCUACGAAGCUUGCCAAUCGUUCUCCCGGUGCUCGACUUUAGCACAAUCAAGAACGAACUUUUCCCUGUAAUCGCCUCUGUAUUUACCAAAACUAGCAGUCUUGGUAUUAAAGUACGAGGUUUGGAGGCCUUUGUGAUUUUGUGUGGAGGAUCAAAUGAUCCUGCAGCUAGCAACGAUGGUCUAGAUGGUAUCAUGAACUCGACAGCUAGUAAAAAAAGUUCGUCAACUGCGCUUGACAAGUAUACCAUGCAGGAGAAAAUAGUCCCACUCAUUCGAGCAAUUAAAACUAAAGAACCAGCUGUGGCUAUGGCGUCACUCAACGCUCUGAGGCAAGUUGGUGGGGUGGCGGAUGCUGACUUUGUUGCAAUGGACAUUCUACCUAUUUUGUGGAGUAUGAGUUUGGGGCCUUUGCUUGAUCUGGCGCAAUUCCAGUCAUUCAUUGAGUUGAUCAAGAGUUUAUCGACUCGCGUCGAAGCUGAGCAAACCAAGAAGCUUCAAGAAUUGGCUGGUACGAACGGCACUGCUCAAAAGAGUGAUGACUUCAUGUCUUUUGGUGCGACUAACGCCUUUCCGUCGACCAAUGGGGCCUCGGAUGGUGGUGAUGUCGAUUUCGAGAGCCUCGUGAAAGGAAAUGCUGGCAUGAGUAAACCUUCAAAUUCGAUCGAUGGAGGUUGGGAUAGUUCGUCCCAUACAGCGACGGUGUCGACACAAGCACAGCCGCCGGCCUUCUCUUGGUCUACCCCAACGCCAGCGGCUGCCACAUCGACUUCUGGAGGCCUACAACCACAGCAGCGAGGACCACCAUCAAGGACAAUCACACCGGACCUUUCGCGCUUUGAAACUCUUUCCCCGACAUCAACUCAAUACUCACAACCGCUCCAACCAAAUCCGUUCAAUGCGCCGCUACAGCCCACAACAAACUCGUGGUCUCAGUCCUCCGCGCCUCAAGCCCCAGCGGUACUUCAAAGUCAACCGACUACUGUCAAUUGGGGAGCAGCCGCUGCCAACCCAUGGUCAAGUACGGCUAACUCGAGGCCGCUCAAUUCGACUACACCAAUGGGGAACAUUGGGAACUCAGUCUCAAAUUUGUCGUUGAAUCAGCAGAGACCUGCUAUGAGCGCACAAUCUUCGUUCUCCCUACCACCUCCCCCAGCUGCGAAUUCAUAUGUUCCACAGCAAACAAGCAUGAGCUCUUUCCCAGCACCACCUGCUUUUGGAGCUCAACAAAAGUCUUCUUUCCCACCGCCACCCACAUUUACAGCACCACAGAAUAAUGCGUUUCCCACAAGCUUUGGGAUGCCUUCUCAAGGCAAGCCUGGGCAAAAAACUGGGCUUGAUGCAUACGAAAGUUUGAUUUGA